AUGUUCUAUGUAGCACUUGACACCGCUGCAGUUGGUGGUGGGGGGAUAAAAUCAAAUGUAUCAGGAUUCUGCCUCCGCUCUCUUUUUGGAUUGGUUGGGUUGUUUCUUAUUCAAGAUAAACUGGGUAGAGGAUGGGGAUUGGGGUUAUGGGAUAUCCGCCGGGUUUCUCCAACAAAAUUUAGGGGUUCAUUUGGUAGCUUGUGUCAAAUUGGAACAUGUACUGGAAUUAUAGCUUCACUCUUUCAAGGGAUCUUCUUUGAGAAUGAUCCUCAUUGGUGGAGAACGAUGCUCUAUAUUGCAAGUGUACCUGGUUUUAUUUUAGCAUUUGGUAUGCAGUUUGCUGUUGAGAGCCCCCACUGGCUAUGCAAUGCUGGGAAGGUUGAUGAUGCUAAAAAAGUUAUCUCAAAUCUUUGGGGACCAUCCAAGGUUGAUGGAAGCAUUGAAGAAUUUCAGUCUGUUCUUAAGAAUGACGGUGAUGAUUUGGACAGCAGAUGGUCAGAACUGCUACAGGAACCACAUUCUCGAGCUGCUUGCAUUGGAGGCACUCUGUUUGUACUGCAACAAUUUGCUGGCAUCAAUGCAGUUCUAUAUUUUUCUUCGUUAACUUUCAAAGAUGCUGGAAUCACAAAUGGUGCAUUGGCAAGUCUAUAUGUUGGACUUACCAAUUUUGCAGGUGCACUUUGUGCUUUAUACUUGGUUGAUAAGGAAGGGAGGCAAAAGCUAAUAAUUGGAAGUUAUCUGGGAAUUAAUGUAUCUAUGUUUAUUGUUGUCUUUGCUAUCAGCUUUCCUAUAGAUGAAGAGCUUCAUAACAACUUGUCUAUUCUUGGGACAAUCUUGUAUAUGUUGACUUAUGCAAUCAGAGCUGGUCCAAUAACCGGUCUUAUUAUACCUGAGCUCAGCAGCAGCAGCAGGACACGCGGGAAGAUUAUGAGCUUCAGUUUUUCAGUUCACUGAGUGUGUAAUUUCUUGGUUGGCCUAUUCUUCCUUGAGUUGACAAAGAAGUUUGGGGUUACACCAGUUUAUGGGAGCUUUGGUGUUGUUUCUUUAUUGACAACAUUAUUCUCUUAUUCUUUCUUAGUUGAAACGAAAGGGCGGUCUCUUGAAGAAAUUGAGAAAUCACUAAACCCUAGUUUCACCAAGCAUGAUUAGGGCUUUUUUUUUAAAAAACUAUAUUUCCAUUGUAACUGUAUAUAGUUAAACAUAUAAUAUAUUCGAUCCU
Messenger RNA from Erigeron canadensis, 1219 nucleotides. Its product is annotated as probable plastidic glucose transporter 1. Gene Ontology annotation, cellular component: membrane. Gene Ontology annotation, biological process: monosaccharide transmembrane transport. The record is from RefSeq and is a predicted model, not a curated record. Lineage: Eukaryota; Viridiplantae; Streptophyta; Magnoliopsida; Asterales; Asteraceae. Gene Ontology annotation, molecular function: hexose transmembrane transporter activity. The transcript is spliced from 10 exons.